UUCAACAUUUCGUGAUGGCUUAUUUGAUAUUCCAGGUUAUAAACUUCCAAAGAAGGGAUCGUACAUCUUUUGGCGGUGGUAUUGCUGCAUUUAUACGAAGUGACAUUCCAGCAAGACGAAGAAAGGAUCUUGAACAUGAACUAAUCGAAAGUAUAUAUCUUGAGAUCCCGCAAGUAAGAACUACAGCUACUAGUAAAAAAUCUUUCAGGUAUGCUGCACCUGCUUUAUGGAAUACUCUACCCGAAAAUUUUAGAAAAUGUUCAAAUUUUGCUCAGUUUAAAAAGUUAAUUUCAUCCUGGAAUGGUAAACAGUGUAAAUGUAUUGCUUGCAGCUAACUUCUAUAUCUUGAUUUACUCCACUUUUUAUUUAUUUUUCUAGGUAUGAAAAUUUUCUUUUGGGUCACAUUUAUCAUUUAGCUUCUUCAGUUUUUUUUUUUUUUCUUGCUUGCUUUAAAUGUGUUUUUGCUAUGCUUCCCUGCUUAUGUUAAUAUUAUCAUUUAGUUUCUAGAUAGGAUGUUGCUUUAUUUUGUGAUCUUUUGUUUUGAUUUUGCUUUUUUGUUUUUGUUGUUUUUUGCUUAUCUUUUCCAGCAUGACUCAAGCUAGCUGUUAAAUGAGUUCAACUAAUGACUUACAUGUUUAAUACCUUCUGUCUUUGUGUAGU
Molecule: messenger RNA, 660 nt
Organism: Ruditapes philippinarum (Manila clam)
Lineage: Eukaryota; Metazoa; Mollusca; Bivalvia; Venerida; Veneridae
Exons: 2
Coding region: 15-335 (106 amino acids)
Source: RefSeq, a predicted model, not a curated record